AUGAUGAUGAUGUGCCGUCUGCUGUGCGCCCUGUUGGUGCUUGCCCUGUGCUGCUGCCCGUCCGUGUGCGCGUCAGGCGCUGGUCCUGAGAAUGGGCCUAAAGCCGCUCCCGCUACACCGCCUCCUCCACCAGAGUCAACACCCCUGAAGGCCGGUCAGUCAGAGUCGUCAGGUUUGGAGCCCGUUGGAAAGCCGGGAAAUGGUGGCGGAGAGGGGCCACCAGAGAUGGGGUCCGGUGAGAAACAGGUAAGGGGUGAUGGAGAUGGAAAUACGCCUACAGCUACGGGCCCCAAAUCAAAACAAACGUCUAAUGCUGCACCUGCGGAAGGUAAGAAGAGUAAAACAAGUGGUACGGAUACACCUGUGGAAAAAGCAGAAAAGAAUGCCGAGGAUUCAUCCACUACGACGACUACAACAAAACCACUAACUACGACAACGACGACUACAACACAGCCACCAACGACGACCACCACUAAAACAGAGGCACCAAGUACUACGACUACAGAGGCGCCAGCUGCGUCGACAACCCGCGCACCGUCAAGUCUUCGCAGAAUCGACGGCAGCCUCAGCAGCUCUGCGUGGGUGUGUGCCCCGCUGGUGCUUGCCGCCUCCGCGCUGGCGUACACCGCUGUGGGCUGA
This is a messenger RNA of Trypanosoma cruzi, 639 nucleotides long. RefSeq names its product mucin TcMUCII, putative. The record is from RefSeq and is a predicted model, not a curated record. NCBI's taxonomy places the organism in Eukaryota, Euglenozoa, Kinetoplastea, Trypanosomatida, Trypanosomatidae. The transcript has a single exon. The coding region runs from base 1 to 639 and encodes 212 amino acids.